Molecule: messenger RNA, 1351 nt
Organism: Uloborus diversus
Lineage: Eukaryota; Metazoa; Arthropoda; Arachnida; Araneae; Uloboridae
Product: RNA-binding protein Ro60-like
Exons: 6
Coding region: 1-1053 (350 amino acids)
Cellular component (GO): ribonucleoprotein complex
Molecular function (GO): RNA binding
Source: RefSeq, a predicted model, not a curated record
AUGACUGGCAAUGGUAGCGCAGCUGUUCUGAAGUAUUGUAUGAGAGGCCUUGAAGCAGCUGAGAAAGAAGGAGAAAACCUCCCUGAGGCUCAGUCAGCAUUACAGUACUUAAAAGGAGUUACGAAACUUUGCAAUGAGAAAGAGCCAGAGACUGCUGCUAGACUCAUUGAACAUCAUGACUUGUGCCUUGAACAUGUUCCAACAACAUUAUUGAAAUCUAAAGAGGUAACUUUGUGUUUGAUUCCAAGGCUUCCUCUCGAUCAACUUUUGCAUUUUUUACCAUCAUUCUACAAGCAUAAUGUACUCAAACCAAACACUGCUACUUUUAAAGCUGCUGUAGAAAGGUUGACUUCAGAAACAGCCUUGUCUGACACAUCAACCAAUCCUCUUCAAACCUUUUUAGCUGUUAGAAGGUGGCAAGAUGCCACUAAAAUUGUUCCUGGUAAACCAAAGUUAAAUACAAAGGCUUUAGAUGAUGCUUUAUGCAGUCUACAUGAUGCAUCGUUCAAGAAUGUUUCUUCUAAAGACAAGCGAUACCUUAUUGCUCUUGAUGUAAACAAAGAGAUGAACAGUACUCGUUGUGCUGGUUGCAGUGUAAUGGGUCCAUCUCAUGUCAGUGACAUCAUCCUCAUGGCUUUGAUAAAAGCAGAGUUAUCAAAUGUGACUGUGGUUGUCUUCUCUGAGACCGAGUUUGUUUCUGUCGACGUAAAUGAUAAAAUGACACUUAAUGAUAUUGUGGAACAGUUGAACGAAGUGAAACCUGGUCCUGUUCAACUAUCUGCUCCAAUUUCGUGGGCAUUGCAGAAGAAAAAACCUUUUGAUUCUUUUCUGGUAUUCUCUGAUGCUCUUAAAUGCUCAUUAGAGGAUGAAUGUGCAGCUGCCCUGAAAGAAUACAAAGAAACACUCCAUUUACCAGACACUAGGUUUAUUAUGUGCUCUCUGAAUGAUCGUAAAUCUGCUUUCCCACUUGAUAAGUUGGACAUGUUGAAUAUUAUUGGUUUCAAUGUUAAUCUUUUGAAAAUUAUCCAAGAUUUUACUAGUGGUGUGUUUUAACCAAAGAGGCCUUGCUUUAUGGAACUAGUAGAAGAAAUGUUGAUUAUUUUCUUUUUGUAAAUACUGUUUAAUGGGUGCGGCUUUUAGAAAAUGUUAUUGGAAAAAAACUAUUUUUUGCUCCUUUUUUAAAUCAAUAAGUUAUCUUUAAUUCAAAGGCAGCUUUAUUUUUUAUGUAUCAAUGUGAUCUUUUCUUAUUAAGUUAUAAUUUGUUUUAAGUUGCGCUGAAAAAAUACUGUCUAUUCCAUAUUCAUCUAAAGUAUGAAGAAAGUCCAGAAAGUAGUACCAGUUUACUUAAGUA